Molecule: messenger RNA, 2121 nt
Organism: Drosophila ananassae
Lineage: Eukaryota; Metazoa; Arthropoda; Insecta; Diptera; Drosophilidae
Product: neprilysin-1
Exons: 1
Coding region: 32-1918 (628 amino acids)
Biological process (GO): protein processing
Cellular component (GO): plasma membrane
Molecular function (GO): metalloendopeptidase activity
Source: RefSeq, a predicted model, not a curated record
UUAAUUUUUUAGUCUGAAUUAAAAACACAAAAUGGGAAGUAUAAUUUUUCUGUGCUUGUGCCUUGGAAUGGCGCUAGAAUGCAUCCGGGCGGAUAUGGAUAUAUCCUCGCUCACGGCUCUUCAGAUUCAUAAGAAUAUGAAUAGAUCGGCGGACCCCUGUACAGAUUUUUGGAGCUACGCUUGUGGUGGCUUUGCAAAUGCCUCCGAAUAUGUGGAUAACUUUGAGUGGGUCGAGGACCUGUAUGCCACGUCCAUGAGGGAGUUUCUUGAGAGCCAAGUGGAAGAUUCACAGUCACCACUACUUCUGAAACAAAUGCGAACGUAUUACAAGGCCUGCACUACGGAUACACUUUAUUGGACCUGGGACGACAUCCCAGAACCUUUCAGACACUGGACUUCCAAGCUUGAUAGUUCUCGGGGACAUGGCCUGAACGGAGUGUUCUUUGAUGAACGCGUGGAUGUGGCCACCAAUGACUCUUUGCAGUUGGUUGUUCAGAUUCAAAUGCCCCAACUGAGCACCCGAUACAGUGUGCAACGGGCAUUGGGGAUUAUUAAAAAAUAUCCUUGGGAGCACAAGGAUGAAAUGAUACAACUGGCGGGAAACCUCAGAAGGCUAGAGGAUAAACAUCGCUUGCAGGAACCCAUUGUGCUAACUUGGAGAGUCAAGGAACUGAGUCAGCAAAUACCCCAAGUUCCCUGGACUUCGAUCAUGAGAGAUAUUCUAGGAAUAGAUCCUGGACAGCUGGAUAACUUGCUCUUCGAGGUGAGCGAUGUGGACUAUUUAAGGGAGAUGGGUCAACUCCUGGCCACCACCGAUCCCGGUGCUUUGAAUCAGUACCUGAAACUGCGUCAACUGAUUUUAAUAAAGGAGACGGAACCGCCUAAAAGAAACCCCAAGUCCUGUAUACACCACAUGAGGGCUCUGUUGCCACUGGGAAUGGAGUAUAUUUAUGAUACAUUUUUGUAUAAAAACCGCAAGCAGGACACUCUUAAAUUGCAGGAGAUUUUACGAUCUUUAAAAGCUACUUUUGGCAAAUACUUGAAUGGCAAUCGUUUGGGAGUUACUUUGGAUCAGUUGGACUACUUGAAGGCUAAGCUAAAUGGAAUGAAAAUAAAAAUAGGAAACCUGCCGGAGGAUAUGUCUCCUGAGUUUUAUGACAAUCACUACCACAGUGCUAAUUUCAGUGAGUCCUCGUUUCUGAAGAAUCUCAUUGAAGCCUUAGCCUUAAGAACCCGUCUCCAGCACGAGGGACUCCUGCAGCCAGGAUCUAGGUUGGAUUUAAGGAGGUACUAUGUCAACGACGACGUAGUGAAGGCUCGGACUUCGCCUUUCUAUGAAAACGAGAGGAACACCAUCACUGUGCCCAUGUUGUUCCUCCAAUGGCCACUCUUCGAUCAUCGCCAGCAUUUCAUUUUUCACGGUAGCCUCCUUCAAGGAGUGCUGGGCCACGAGAUGAGUCACGGCUUCGAGCAGGAGGGCAUACUCUUCGAUGCGGCCGGAAAUGAGUCGCCCAUCGGGUUGGAAAUACGGGAAUCCCCGGCCUUCCAGGACGCUCUCAAGUGCGUACAGCAGAAGCCCUUUGUGUCGCUGAAGGAACGCCUAGCAGAUCUUAAUGGCCUACAACUGGCCUAUGAUGGCUUCUUUGACUUGAACCAUGAUUCGCGAAAAUUCGAGUAUCGCCCGUACGCCUUUGAGGCGGAAUUCGCGGCGCCACAACUGUUCUUCCUGAGCUAUGCCCAGUUCUUUUGUGGUCUUCUGCCUCCGGUGAUUGCCCACGAUCGGGAUGAUGAGCGUGUGAACGUGAGCGUUGGAUAUUUGCGUCAAUUCGCCUACGACUUCAAGUGCGAGCCAUCAACCGGACAAUCGCAUCCCAUCUGUGAAAUGUGGCGUCCGCGGGAGGAGUCCAUGUCAGGUUGAUAUUUCAAUUGUUUGGAUGGCCAACAUGAUAAUAAAAAGUAACACAAAAUAAACGUAUAUCGACUCAUGGAUGACUCUUGGAUGAAUUGUUUAUAAAAUAAAUUAUAUUAUUUUGAUUUAAGACUAACUUGACCUUAAAGUAAAAUUGACAAAUACAAGUUGAAAAAGUCAAGGCCCCCUAAUCGAAUGCUUAUCAAAGCCUA